Molecule: messenger RNA, 1038 nt
Organism: Jaminaea rosea
Lineage: Eukaryota; Fungi; Basidiomycota; Exobasidiomycetes; Microstromatales
Product: DUF1295-domain-containing protein
Exons: 2
Coding region: 1-921 (306 amino acids)
Biological process (GO): lipid metabolic process
Cellular component (GO): membrane
Molecular function (GO): oxidoreductase activity, acting on the CH-CH group of donors
Source: RefSeq, a predicted model, not a curated record
AUGCCCCUCCUCCCUCUAACAGCAGGGCUCAAAGCUCUUGCCCCGACAGUCGGCUUCAUCUACGGAGUCCAGGCAGCCUGCGCAUCAAUCGCCGUGCCAAAGAAGACGGAAAAGUACUACGAUCUCUGCGGAUCACUGGGCUUCAUCUCUGCUGUGGGCUUCUCCCUCUACUACCCUAGCUUGAAGGCCAAGUACUUGAUGGGAAGCACGGCAGCCUUGCCUGCCAUCACAGCCUUCGCUCCGCGCCAGCUUAUCAUGAGCGGAUUAACUAUGCUUUGGGCUGGUCGAUUGGGAAGCUUCCUCUUUGCUCGUAUCCAAAAGCACGGCGGCGACUCCCGUUUCGACGACAUCAAGCCGAACCCUCUCAAGUUCUUCGGCGCAUGGAUGAUGCAGGCAACCUGGAUCACCCUGACCGCUCUCCCAGUCUGGCUAGUCAACACGACGCCUCGCGUCCUCCAACCCGGUCUCCGUCCCCUCGACUUCCUCGGCCUUACAGUCUGGGCCCUCGGCAUGGGGCUCGAGGUCAUCGCCGACCGCGAGAAGUCGGCCUGGCGCGAGGAGAAGUCUCAAGGAAAGCACAAUGAGCAAUUCAUCUCCCGCGGCACCUGGAGCUGGACGCGUCACCCCAACUACUUUGGUGAAGUCUCCCUCUGGACGGGGCAGUACAUCCUCUCCCUCUCUGCCCUCUCCGCUGCCGCUUCUACCACGGGCGCGGUCGUCUCCUCUGCUCCUUGGUACCCUUCGUGGAUUACCUUUGCGGCAGCCGCAUCGCCUGUGCUCGAGUACUGCUUGAUUAGGUAUAUCUCCGGUGUGCCGAUGUUGGAGAAGUCGAUUGACAAGAAGUUGGGCGAUGAUCCUAAGUGGAAGAAGUACAAGGAGGAAACGCCCGCCUUCAUUCCUUUCAUCGGGCCCAAGAACUGAUUGCGACGUGAAGAGAAGUCCAGGGUGGUCCUCAAUAGGCCCGAAAGGGAUCGAUGACUAUGCAAAGCAUCUACGUUACCCUACUUUCUUGUUGCCGUUUGCUUUCUGACUAGCAGC